GACACGUCCAGCCAUCAAACAAAACCCACUUUCUCUCGCUGCUGUCUUUCUUUUUGAAGAUAAUGUAUAACUCAUUGGAAUAGCACGAGCCACAGUGCUGCUAUUUUAAUGAACCCAGUUGUAGUUGCUGCGUCACCGCCUCAGCUCGAGACAACACGGGAUAUCUGAUUAGUGUGCGCGGUUUUACUGGGUUGGAUAGAGGGAAUAGAGAAUGACUCACAUUUUGGAAACGGGAUUGCUUUGACUCCAGUGUGGAUUCUGACUGGAUGCAUGUGUGUUUUAAUUAGUGUGUUUUUCCCUUGGUGUUUCUGAUGGUGCAUCACUCAGAGUGGUUCUAUUCUCUGGACCGAGCUAUUUAGAAAUGUUACUUGAAUUUUCUGAGUGGCUAACUAUAUUCAGUGAGAUUUUUUUCCCGCAUUCAUCAGCCACGGGCACUUUACAUACUGUAAUGCUUUAUGCAUCUACAUUACAGAAUAUAAUGUUGCAAUAAUUUAGUAUUUAUAUAUUUGUGCCUUUACUUGACACACGCCGGCAGCGCCUGGGGUAACAACGAAACGUAAAGUGUUGGAAACACUGACGGAUAGAUAUGGCAAUGGUAACCUGGAGAAACCGCAAGGAAGAUGUCGCCGGUGACUCUCAAGGCGGAAUCUCUACCCGGGUCUCUCAAGUCGGGCCGUUAUCCCUCUCUACCGACCUAACGGGACACCUCAAUCCCACAUCGGGACACCUCAAUCCCACAUCCUCUCUGGAUAUCUCCUCAACACCUCAGACACCCCAAUGCGCUCAUUCAAGCAAUACAUCUCAGUCUAUCACUAGCCAAACGUCGACCAACUCCAUGGACAAACAGCAGCCCCAGCAGGUCGGGUGUGUGGUGUGCGGGGAUAAAUCCAGCGGGAAGCACUACGGCCAGUUCACAUGUGAGGGGUGUAAGAGCUUCUUCAAACGGAGCAUCAGACGGAACCUCAGCUACGCCUGCCGCGCCACCAGGAACUGCCCUAUUGAUCAACACCACAGGAAUCAAUGCCAGUACUGCCGCCUCAAGAAAUGUCUCAAAGUGGGAAUGCGGAGAGAAGCGGUUCAGAGAGGGAGGAUGAUCCCUACUCAGCCGUGCCACGGUCAGUUCUCCCUAACCAACGGAGACCCUCUCCAAUGCCACUCCUACCUAUCUGGAUACAUCUCCCUGCUCAUGCGAGCCGAGCCCUACCACACAUCCAGACACGGCACGCAGUGUAUGCAGUCCAACAACCUCAUGGGGAUCGAGAACAUCUGUGAGCUGGCCGCCCGGAUGCUGUUCUCGGCGGUGGAGUGGGCCCGAAACAUCCCCUUCUUCCCCGACCUCCAGAUCACCGACCAGGUCGCCCUGCUCCGGCUCUCUUGGAGCGAGUUGUUCGUGCUGAACGCGGCCCAGUGCUCAAUGCCGGUGCAUGUGGCUCCUCUCCUGGCCGCUGCAGGGCUGCAUGCCUCCCCCAUGUCGGCGGAGAGAGUCGUGGCUUUCAUGGACCAUAUCCGGAUCUUCCAGGAACAGGUGGAGAAGCUGAAGGUUCUGCAUGUCGAUUCAGCCGAGUACAGCUGCAUUAAGGCUAUAGUUCUCUUUACGUCAGAUGCGUACGGUCUGUCAGACGUGACUCACGUGGACGGUCUUCAGGAGAAGUCCCAGUGCGCCCUGGAAGAAUACACCAGGAGCCAGUACCCUAACCAACCGACCCGGUUUGGGAAGCUACUACUCCGUCUGCCCUCUCUACGCACCGUCUCCUCGUCCGUUAUAGAACAGUUAUUCUUCAUCCGGUUGGUCGGAAAAACCCCGAUAGAAACUCUCAUCAGGGAUAUGUUGCUUUCCGGAAGCAGUUUUAAUUGGCCUUACAUGUCAAUGCAGUAGAAUAAGAACAUUCCAGAACACUCCAGGAAUGGAAUCAUAGAACUAGAAUGGUUCUAUGGAUGGAACCUUAGAUGAUGUCAGAGGAACAGGCAGCAUUCUAAAGCAGCGGUUCCCAACCUUUAUUGGUUACUGGACCACCAACUAAAUGUGGCUCUGCCGGGAGUACCAAGUACCCCCUCGUGUGCAUUUUACCAGUAGGCCUAUGGUCUCAUGAGUUUUCCCGAGUACCCCUGGUUGGGAACCAGUGAUCUAAAGCAUGAAAAGAGACUAAUGAAAUGGCGGGGAUCCUCCUCAAAAACCCUGUAUGUAUAUUUAUUGUGUUUGUUAAUGAUGUUGGAUAAACAUUUUUUAGAUUUUUUUUUUUACAAAUGUUUUUCAUUUGAUCCUGGAUAAGAAAAUGACAAGGGAAUUGGUUUAGUUUUUUUCCUACUUCAUCUUUUGUGUCUUUUUGACUAAUAUGCUCCAAACAUGGCACUAAAAACAUGAAUAGUUACUUUAAAUAUUUCUACAAACACAAUAGUCAAUAAACACAGUAGUCCAGGGGUACUCAAAUACUAUUUGAGAAGAUCCAGUCACACAAAUGUCCUUGAUGGCAAAGGUCCAGAUGGAUAUUGUCAUUUAUCGGUGUAACAAACCCCCACCUCUCAACCCAUGCGACCCCAAACUGUUAAACUGUUCACA
Coregonus clupeaformis (lake whitefish) is the source of this 2557-nucleotide messenger RNA. Its product is annotated as COUP transcription factor 2-like. Gene Ontology annotation, molecular function: retinoic acid binding; RNA polymerase II cis-regulatory region sequence-specific DNA binding; nuclear receptor activity. The record is from RefSeq and is a predicted model, not a curated record. Gene Ontology annotation, biological process: anatomical structure development; negative regulation of transcription by RNA polymerase II; cell differentiation. Lineage: Eukaryota; Metazoa; Chordata; Actinopteri; Salmoniformes; Salmonidae. The transcript has 3 exons. Bases 587 to 1876 code for a protein of 429 amino acids.